GCCAGGGUUUAUUUUCGUCAAAACGUAGGGCAGAGCUAGCCAUGUUACCCAAACAAAGACCCUGCCGGGUCCUAGCGCUGGAUGGGUAACAUGUUGCUCUCCCUCCACUGGCUCCAUCUGCAUAGGAGUUGGCAUGAAAAAAUGACCGGCCCAACUAAUAUGGCCCAUUGUCCUUUGGAGUCUGCUGUUGGGGCUCAUGCAACUAGGGCUUGUCGACUGUUGCCACUUUUGAUCAGACCAAACCGGGCAGCGGGGACAUCAGGGCAGAAUGAAGCUAGUAGGAUGGCUGUGCCUGCCUGCCUGCCUGCCUGCAAGCCCGCCCGCUCGCCUGCAACUUCUUUCCGUCAGAAGCUAGGCUAGCUUGCUAAUAAGCGAGACAUCCAAAUGGUUGACUUGCUUAGCGUUAGCAUGCCAGCUCGAGGAUGGAUGAUCCUGAGCGUACACACCGACCACCCGGGUGAUAGAGGAGGAGUCUGAUGCUGCUGCCGCCGCCAUGCAAAUGCUGGCCCAGCCAGCCUUUGCUACUGUCAAAGGCCACUUUCCGUCUUAUUCCGGGGCUGAUGUGGAUGACUGCAGUAAAAAUGGCAAAAAGGCUGCAGAGGCAAUGUCACUCAGCAAGGAGGACAUGUCGAUCUUCGGCCUGUACCCCGGCUACGACGACUUCUACCUUGUGGUGUGUAGCCACUGUGCUCAAGUAGUGAAACCACAAGCGUUUGAGAAGCACUGCGAGAGGCGACACGGUCCUCUGGCCAAACUUUACGCCCGAAUACGUUCUCCGACCCCUCAGUCCCAGCAGAGGCCCCAUCACGGCCAUCCUCCUUCUCAGGGGACCAAUUCCAUUCCCGCUUCAGCGUGGGAUGGUCGAGGAGGCCAAGGCGGUGGCGGCAGCGGCGGAUCAGUAAGAGCAGCCCUACAAGCCCCUCCCACGCCACCUCAGCACAGACCUGCCAAAAACACAAAGGAUGGAGCCAGACAUUCCCCGCUGGAAAAACCCUCCCACAACUGCAGCAGUAGCAGCAGCAGCAGCAGCAGUAGUAGUAGUUGCAGCAGCAGCAGCAGCAGCAGCAGCUGCAGCAGCAGCAGCAACUGCAGCAGCAACUGCAGCAGCCACACAGAUUCAUCAGUGUUCAAGCAGCCGCCGCCUCUGGACUCUCCGAUUAGCUCGCCACCUUCAUCCAUCAGAGACCCCCCGUGGCCGCACGGAGGCACCCCGCCUGGUAGGCCUUCACCCUCCCAAAGAAAGGAUUCUUCUCCAGCAAGCCACCACCGUAUUCCCAGGCCAUACAACAAAGUGGCCUCCAAAAGAGAGUGUGACUUGGACAAACACUGCGGUGUCCUUGAUCCUGACAGAAAGAAAGUCUGCACUCGCCUUCUGACAUGCAAUAUCCAUUCCAUCCAUCAGCGUAGGAAGGUGCCGGGUCGCAGUAAGAAUUUUGACCAGUUAGUGGCUGAACUCAAGACAAAGGUUCGCGACAAGGGCGCACAAUCAGCGGAGGGAGGUUCCUCCUGCGGACGCUCCCCUAGCCCCGAGGCACCCGGAGAACAAGAUGGGGGGGCUCCACCCUGUCGGAGACCUUUGGCCAGCCUCCCCGCUUUCAGUCGCCCCACAGCUGUUUGGGAGAGCAGCCCUGAGGAUGACGGCCAAGCGCAAGAUGAGGGGAGCCCUCUUGUCCACGGAACAAUUUCCAGCGACGAAAGUGAGGCGGAAGGAACGGAGGACCCUGUUGAUUUGCCAUCUUCUGCUACGCACCCAAGACCAAUAGCAAUGUGCUCGUUUGGCAGCAUUGUUUUGGGCCACGGCAUCUACACAUUUGACAGACGGCUUCACCACUUGAGGUCAGCUUUUAGUAGCAUGCUCGAGCAGCACAUCAGCGCCCAUCUUUGGAAGAAAAUACCUCAAGCCAGCAGCCAUCCGUGUCCGACCCCCUCGCCCAAGAUUGGCCCCUCGUCGUCUCCCACUUCCUCGCUCUUGCAUUGUAAAGUCCGAUCAGCCGCUCAUACCAAGCCCCCCCUCAAAACCUCCUCGUCGUUCAGUCGUCUGCUGGGAAGACGCGCGACGUCCGAGAACUCUGCGAGUUGCGGGGGUGGCGCGGGAGGCGCUCAUCCGGCGUCUCCGGGUCAUCCCGUGGUGGCUGCGCAUCACGCCGGUCCGGGGCAGCCCAAGAAUCCGGUCGGGCGUCCUAGCAAGCAGAUGACCAAGCUGCGAGAGGACGCCGUGGCCGCCGCCACCGUCCGCAAAAGAAAAGCCCCAUCCCAGGAAGGGGAGCAUUCGGGCCCCAACAGGAACUGCGUUAGCCUCCAGGAUCGGGGGCGCCCGCCCUCCAUGGCCUCUUCUCCCAUUGCCGCCGCCCCCCCGUCCUCCUCCAAAGCCCCUAUUCUCUCACCUCUUCUCCACGGACAGACCAACGGUACGCUGUCGUCGCCCGGGAGCAAAGGCCGCCUCCAGCCCUCUCCGGCAGAGUCGCACUCAGCAGCCGCCAAGACAGUCUGGACCUACAGACGGACUCAUUCGGAGACUUCCUCCAUGAAAACGUCCUACUGUCGGAAUACAGUGGGGGACUCGGGACCGCUCGGUCAAGGGGGCGGGCGGGCGUCGGAGCACCAGGGUUUGAUGAAAAAACGCAAGGGGAUGGGCCUGGAGGAUCAGUCGCCCUCAGCGCAGCGCCUGGGCGUGCCGCCUUCCUCCUCCUCCUCCUCCUCCUCCUCGUCCUCCUCCUCCUCCUUGUCCACUCCCGCCUCCUCUUCUCCUCGCUCCAACUUCUACCCGUGGAAGGAAAGUAAGACUCCGGUCUCCGGCCUGGCUGGUGGCCUGGAGAAGAAGCUGGCCACACAGAAGCCAAAAGUGCACCAUUAAUUGUGCCUGCCUUGACGAGCCACAAGAGGGAGCCAGCUCGACUUGAUCCCAGACGGGCAGCUGGAUUGUGCCUGAGCACGUGCACGCUGUGUUCAUGGUGCUGUUUGAAAGGAACAUUUGGAAUGGAUGGCUAUGGACUUGAAAUACCUCAAAAUCAUCCAGUUAUGCUGCUAAAUGAAAUAUGUUGGUUUCUUAAAAAAAAAAAA
Molecule: messenger RNA, 3060 nt
Organism: Syngnathus acus (greater pipefish)
Lineage: Eukaryota; Metazoa; Chordata; Actinopteri; Syngnathiformes; Syngnathidae
Gene: atxn7l2a
Product: ataxin 7-like 2a
Exons: 10
Coding region: 494-2854 (786 amino acids)
Source: RefSeq, a predicted model, not a curated record